AUGAAUUCGAUUGGGACAAGGACUAAAAAUAUGCUCCUGGUGCAUGAUGACAUAGGAAAAGCUAAGCCAUCAACCAGGAAACUUCCUAGUGAAAACUUCGCUUAUGGUAAGGCAGAUUACCAAGAUGUUGAAGGAGCAGGUGAUGUCAUGUCAAACUGGAAAUUCCAUGACCAAAGCUCUAAGAAUAAGCCUGAUAGGGAUUUUAAGAAGCUCAAUAAGAUGGGCCUUAAGCAUAAAGCCUGCAAUGCGAGGGAUACUUAUAAGUUCAGACAGCAGAAUGACGCAAGAAUGAAGGAAGCAAAGGCGGGAGUUGGCAAGAGAACCACUCUGCCUCCUUCAGAGUUCACCUACGGUAUGCCUUGAAGACCCUCAACACCUAUAAGAGACGUUAUGGGAAAUUUCUUUGGAGAGAUGGCUGAGAGUGAGAUCAAGUAUAAAUACCAUCAUACUAAGACAAACUUUAGGAAGACUGAUAUGGUGCAGGAGGCUAACAAGCACACUGCUAAGAGCAAGAUCGCCCAUGAUUUCAUUAAGUCUAAGGGCAAGGAGGAUGAGACCCAAGCCAAGCUAUUCUCAGGAUCACAAGACCUUUUCAAGAUCAAUAGGUUUAAGAAGGUGGCUCCAAGAUACAAGAAAGACCCAAGAGCUCAUCAUGCUUAG
This is a messenger RNA of Moneuplotes crassus, 660 nucleotides long. Lineage: Eukaryota; Ciliophora; Spirotrichea; Euplotida; Euplotidae. The record is from the annotation of a GenBank genome assembly.